Messenger RNA from Opisthocomus hoazin, 774 nucleotides. NCBI's taxonomy places the organism in Eukaryota, Metazoa, Chordata, Aves, Opisthocomiformes, Opisthocomidae. The record is from RefSeq and is a predicted model, not a curated record.
AUGAAACGAGCAGCUUUAAUGGCCUCUGAAGGGAGCCUGGUCCAGCCCGUCUCAGAAGGGAAGGACGAUGGCUGCACUGCCAGCAAGCAGGGAGAGAAGCUGACAGGAGCACGCCUGCCGCCCAUCGCGCUGGCCUCAGGGCAGCCCCAGGAGCGAGACGGCUCCAGGCUCGGGGUGAAAGAGCUGGAGGCAGCUGGUAACAGAGGGAGGAAUCAAGGUCCGCACUUUGUCAGGAUCCACCUGAUGGCUGGGCGGGUUCCCCUGGGCGCAGACCGGGCAGCAGUGGCAGGCGAGAUGGAAGCCACCUUCAUUGAGAAUCUCAGAUACGCUGCUGACCUCCUGGCCCAGGAAGACAUGAUUGGACUGGUGGAGCCUAUUAACAGCCGCAUCACUGACCCCCGCUACUUUCUGAACACCCCACACCAAGCUGCUGCCAUCCUGGAGAAGGUGGGACGGCCCAACCUGAAGCUGCAGCUGGACCUCUUUCACUGCCAGAUCAUGGAUGGGAAUUUGUCACGCAACCUGGAGACGUACUUCCCGCUCAUCGGUCACAUCCAGAUUGCCCAAGUGCCAGGGCGGCACGAGCCCGACAGCCCCGGGGAGUUAAACUUCCCCUACAUCUUCGAGCUCCUGGAGUCUCUGGGCUACACCGGCUACGUGGGGUGCGAGUAUGCUCCGAAAGGUGAGCAUGUCCUGGGGGAGGCAGGCUGGCUGCGCUCGUACUGGGAGAGCCGAGGCCUGCACCAGGGUGGGACCACUAAGGCAGCAGAGUAA